AUCUAUUGAAUCUUCAAUUUCGAAACGCGUCCGCGCCUCUCUCCUUCUCUCUCUCUCUUGAAUCUCGAAUCUUGUCGACACGAUUUUGAUGAUCUUCAGAUAAACCCAAAAGCAAUUUAUAAUCGUAGAACAGGAGUAAUUCAAUUCUCCAUUUAGAUACUGAAUUUUUGAAGCUAAUUUCACCUUAUCGUUUCUAUUCAUGGCGGCUUACAGAGCCGAUGACGACUAUGAUUAUCUGUUCAAGCUAGUUCUGAUCGGCGACUCUGGUGUCGGCAAAUCGAAUUUGCUGUCCAGGUUUGCUAAGAACGAGUUUAAUCUCGAAUCGAAGUCAACUAUCGGCGUCGAAUUCGCCACCAGAAGUAUUCGUGUUGAUGAUAAAAUUGUCAAGGCUCAGAUUUGGGAUACUGCUGGCCAAGAAAGGUACCGUGCAAUCACAAGUGCAUACUACAGAGGGGCCGUUGGUGCUUUGCUUGUCUACGAUACAUCACGCCAUGUGACCUUUGAGAAUGUUGAAAGAUGGUUAAAAGAGCUCCGAGACCACACCGACUCAAACAUUGUGAUCAUGCUGGUAGGAAACAAGGCAGAUUUGCGUCACUUGCGUGCCGUCCCCACAGAGGAGGCAAAGACGUUUGCCGAGAAGGAAAACACGUAUUUUAUGGAGACAUCGGCUCUGGAGGCCUUGAAUGUCGAAACGGCUUUCACGGAAGUCCUGACACAAAUACAUCAUGUGGUCAGCCGAAAAGCACUCGAUGCAGGGGACGAUCCUUCGGCUCUGCCUAAAGGGCAAUCCAUUAAUGUGGGAUCCAAAGAUGAUGUUUCUGCUGUGAAGAAAGUUGGUUGCUGUUCUGCUUAACAAGAGAAUGGGGAAGUAAAUUUGGAAUGGUGGUUCUUGAAAUGAGUUUGAGCCUGCAAAUUCAUUGAGAAGGAUAUAAAGUAUAAACUGCAGUCUUGAUUCUUGAAGGCAAAGAUGAGGAGGAGGAUACAAAUGAGAAUGAUCCAGUUGGGUUUAAGACUUUUUAAGUAAAAUAUGUGAUUUCUAUGAUUUUUUGUAAUAUUUAAGAGACCCUUUGUUUGACAUUGAAUUGCUUCAUUGUUGCCUUUUCUUUUAGAGUAAAUUACGCUUUCUCCCCUUUGUGCUGUUAAAAAUUGUGAUUGUCGUCCCCAUAAUUUAGAAAUUGCGGUUUUUAUC
Cynara cardunculus var. scolymus (artichoke) is the source of this 1189-nucleotide messenger RNA. RefSeq names its product ras-related protein RABA1f-like. The record is from RefSeq and is a predicted model, not a curated record. Gene Ontology annotation, cellular component: endosome. NCBI's taxonomy places the organism in Eukaryota, Viridiplantae, Streptophyta, Magnoliopsida, Asterales, Asteraceae. The transcript has 3 exons. Gene Ontology annotation, molecular function: GTPase activity; GTP binding. Bases 200 to 853 code for a protein of 217 amino acids.